UUUUUAGUAAUGAGACGGAGAACAUUCACCGGAAGGUUUUUGGGGUAUUCUUUAUGAAUGCUUGCAGUGGGAUGGGACUCAAUCACGUCCUGUGUGUGCUGCUCUGUGCAGCUGCCCUGACACUUUCUGGAGCUCUUGGCAAAGAUGAGAACAGCGAGGCGUACAGGUGGACCAGGCAGAGCCUCCCGGUGCUGCUGGACACACACACACAGCCUUUAAACCCUCCUUUGUUCAGAGGGCAGGAGGAUGACGAGGAUGAAGGAGGGACAAAGGUCCUGUGUGGAAUAGAGUGUCAAAGCAGUCUACCGCCUCUGGACCAGGCUGAGCAGGAGAGGAUUCUGGGAUAUGAGACAAUGUAUGAGAAUGGCACUCGCACGCAUACAGAUGUCACUUUGCAGGGUUUUAACAAGACGUCUGCAGGAACGCCAGCCUACUCACCGGCGCGUACCCGCAGGAAACGGCAGGUUUAUGGACCAGAUGGACGCUUUGUGAUCUCUGAUUCGCAUUUCAUCACCAACUACCCUUUUUCUACUGCUGUCCGUCUCUCCACAGGCUGCUCUGGAGUCCUGAUAUCCCCAAAACAUGUGCUAACAGCGGCACACUGCAUCCACAAUGGGAGGGACUACCUAGAGAGUGCCAGAAGGGUUAGAGUAGGGGUCUUACAGCUCAAGGCUAACAGAAGAAGAGGGGGUAGGAGGAGAGGAGGGCGGAGGAGGGGCGGGAGGAGAGGUGAGGAGAAGAUCGUAGAGGAAGGCGAGGAGCAGAAUAGUAUAGAUGGAGACGUAUUGAGAGGAAGGAAGAGAGGCAAAGGCAGGAGACGCAGGGGAAGAAAAGAGGGUGUAGCUGAUGGAAGUGUGGGUGAGUCAGAGAUAGGAGGAGAACGGAGUCUCAGCCGUAUUCGUCGUAGUCCUGAACCCAAGAAGCAGCCCGUCUUCCGCUGGGCACGAGUUAAACAAACCCGGAUUCCUCAAGGAUGGAUCCAAACCAAGAGCUCCACCAACUCAGUGUCCACUGACUACGAUUACGCCGUUCUGGAGUUGAGACGACCCAUCAGACAAAAGUACAUGGAGCUUGGGGUGGCGCCGUCUGCCGCCCCCCUGGCACGGAUCCACUUCUCGGGCUAUGACGCCGACAAAAGCCUGUUGGAUGGGCGUGGAGAAGAGAAGGUGGUUUACCGCUUUUGUUCCGUGGCAAACGAGUCGGACGAUUUGAUGUACCAGCACUGUGACGCGCAGCAGGGCGCCACAGGCGCAGGUGUUUACAUUCGUCUGAGGCAGGAAGCGAAAGGUGCAGGCAGGAAAGGGAAGUGGCAGCGGAGGGUGAUCGGGGUGUUUUCAGGCCAUCAGUGGGUGGAGGUGGAGGGAGGUGGGCAGAGGGACUUCAAUGUUGCAGUGAGGAUUACUCCACCCAAAUAUGCCCAGAUCUGUCACUGGAUCCAUGCAGAUCCAAGUCUCUGUAAAGAGGUUUGACUGCAAAGCGAUGGAUCUACAUGAUAAAAAAUACCUGAGACUCAAAGAUCUGGGCCUGUAUGUAUAAACUUCUAAAACACUUAAUCUCAAGACUGGUCCUGAACUUUGACUCGUGAGGUGAAAACAUUUUAGUAAAAAGUAGAACUUCGUAGCUUUGUACAAAGACGCUAACUUUUUUCAAAGUGCAGACUGCAGUGUUGUCAAAUUGGAACUAGAUGUCCAAGCCAAGUGCUCUUCCUCAAGAACAGCCAAUAGCACGCAUCCAAAGGUUAUGUGUCAUGGCUGCAUCACGCCUUCAUGCACACCUUGUCAUGAUUAGGCCAACUUAUUAUUCAUUGCAUCCAACCAGCCUUAGUUGUGAAAUAGUCACAACAUUUAAAGUGAGAGUAGAUAAUGUAUUUUAGAGGCAUUUUAUGUUAUAUUUGUUAAAAUUCUUUUUACAUCCAGACAGCAAUCAGUAAAUGAAAUGCUCUGACAAAAAACAACAACAAAAAAACGAUAUCUGUGGCUGUUGCAGGCUUGUAAUAAACCCAUCCUGCCAUUUCAUUUAGCGGGAAUGCAAUGAUUGGAUGACCUACCUGCCUGUCUACCUAACUGCCUACCCACUCUGCCUGUGCACUCAUUGCACAUGACUGGAGACCAAUGCUAGCAUGUUAGCUUGACGGCUGUGAGUGCUAACAAUAGCCAUGUAUGUUUUUAUGUUCUUACAUGUGACAUGGCAUGGGCUAGUUAUAUAGUGGACAGUGAUGUACUCAGGCGGUGCACCUUCAUGUGUUUUGGAGGGGGGGUGACUUUGGAGGGAGGCAUGAAGGGAGGUAGUUUUUUGGUUGGAUACUUUCAAAAAAAAUGGUUUAUUGUUGCUGUUGUUUUCUUCAGUGUUACCAACCCCAGCUUUGACAGAUAGAUUCGAAGAGUCAGUGUUAAUUGUUUUAAGGAAGUAGUUAUUUUAACCCAAACCAUAAUCUUUUCCUCACAUGUUUAUCUUACAUGUUUAUUUGUUUACUAACCCUAACCCAAAACUGCGCAGGGGUCGACCUAAAACUAAAACGAUAUUAUCUGACUCACAAUGAAUCAUCUAUGCAGCAGAACCAGAAAUCUGAGGCUUUUUUUAUAUCAUGCAUUCUUUCUACUUGCCAAAACCAAUCACCUAUGUUACCCACAAUGCAACUCGACGGCCGACAAUUCGGUCAGAGCAUCUGGUGUCUAAUGCUAGUUGCAGCUAAUGUAGCCUCGAGCCAGGCUAUGAGCUCUGUAAACUCACCCCUUUCAAAGUCCACUCUGCACGCUUUUUUCAUUUUCAGACUUGUAGUCUUUAGACCUAAUGAUGCUGACUCAAGUGACAUCACUUGAGGAAACUUUCGCACAGCACCCUCUGGACAACAGGCUUUAUACAACUUUUUUGACAUAUAUAGUUGUACUACCCAACGACUUUAAUGUAUGAAAUCUGUGCAGUUCCCCUUUAAAAGUUCACUGCCAAGUUUAUAUAUAUUUAUCAGUGUAAUUUUUAUCUUUUGCUAUUCAUUGUCUGUCAAACUAAGAUAAAUUAAUGUAUUUCACUGCUCAGCUAAUAUAAGUAUAAUACAAGUAUUAUUCCACCUUUUAUAAUCACUAUAAAUUACAAAUUACAAUACAAACAUUAGGAAGACUAACACUAACAUGAAUGCAUGAUUGUAUUUAUGAAACCAUCAAGUUAUGAACUUUUUCAUGUUGUAUAAGACUGUGGGUAUUAAAACCGAUGCAUCUUUUCUUAAUUUAUCUCCAUACAUUUCCAAAGUGUGGAAAGUGUGUAGCCAUCGCCUCUGCUGGUCACUUCUAACUGUCUCAACACUUAGAAAUGUUUAUGGAUUGAACUUAACUGUAAUUUAAGAUUAAACUUUCACUCUGGGCAGUUUUACACAUACUGGCACAGGAAUGCAGAUCUGAGACCAGCUCACCUCUUCAGUUUGUCAGGCCAUAUUAGCAAACCUGUAAUCCAAGAAUGCUGUACUUCUCUGGUUCUGGAUCUGUGACCUUAUUAGCCAUUUAUCAGUUCAUUUAGUGGCUGUAAGAAAUCACAUGCAGCAAAUCCUCAGGUGCUCAAAGAAAUGAAUGUGAGUUAAGUCUGUCAGUUUGUUUUUGAGAGAAAUUCUUUGUCACCUUUUCUAAGCACCACAGCUGUUUGUCGACCAUGUAAUUUAUAUAACUCUGAAAUGUAAUUAUGUAAAGGAAGAGACAAUGUAAACAUUAUGCUUUGUUUACUUCAGAGGCAUAGAUUAGUAAAACUAGUGAUAACCUGUUGGUGACCUCAUUUCACCUCACGUUAAGGGAAAUACUGGUUCUACACAACAUGUGUGGGUGUCCUGAUGUUUAAAAGCCAGUAAUAAUAUCUUGUAUUGUAAUUUUGUCUUCCGGAAUUGUCAUGCAACAAACACAUUUCCUUGUCAACAGAAAUGAUUCAUGCUGAUACGUAAACAAAUAAAAAAUGCUGAAUUUUCAAAGCCGACAAAAGCGGAACAGAGAUAAGCAAUGAGCCUUGAGGGUAGUUUGGAUCACUGUAUUUGUCUUUUAUUGCAUCUCAUUUGGUCUCACAUGCAG
Chelmon rostratus (copperband butterflyfish) is the source of this 4043-nucleotide messenger RNA. RefSeq names its product serine protease 23-like. Gene Ontology annotation, biological process: proteolysis. The coding region runs from base 54 to 1469 and encodes 471 amino acids. Gene Ontology annotation, molecular function: serine-type endopeptidase activity. The transcript is spliced from 2 exons. The record is from RefSeq and is a predicted model, not a curated record. NCBI's taxonomy places the organism in Eukaryota, Metazoa, Chordata, Actinopteri, Chaetodontiformes, Chaetodontidae.